Molecule: messenger RNA, 1611 nt
Organism: Aspergillus nidulans FGSC A4
Lineage: Eukaryota; Fungi; Ascomycota; Eurotiomycetes; Eurotiales; Aspergillaceae
Product: CoA-acylating methylmalonate-semialdehyde dehydrogenase
Exons: 2
Coding region: 1-1611 (536 amino acids)
Molecular function (GO): methylmalonate-semialdehyde dehydrogenase (acylating, NAD+) activity; oxidoreductase activity
Source: RefSeq, a predicted model, not a curated record
AUGGCUGCGCUUCGCAGACUUCAUGCUACUGCUCAGCAGUUCGCCCCCUCAACCACAUCCGCGGCUAGCACCGCCACCGAAUACCCGACGACCCAUGAAGCCAUUGCCAAUCCUAUUGAUACUACCAACUUCCUUAACAACGAGUUCGUGCCUUCAAAGGCGAGCACAUGGAUUGACUUGUAUGACCCGGCUACCAAUAACCUCGUCACCCGUGUGCCCCAGAGUACCGAUGAGGAACUCCGCGCCGCUGUCGAAGCGGCCCAGAAGGCUUUCCCUGCAUGGAGGGCUACGAGUAUUAUGGCUAGACAGCAGAUUAUGUUUAAAUUCGUGAACUUAAUCCGUGCCAACUGGGAUCGUUUGGCUGCGUCGAUUACUCUCGAGCAGGGCAAGACCUUUGCUGAUGCCAAGGGUGAUGUCCUCCGUGGUCUGCAGGUCGCUGAAACUGCCUGUGGCAUUACCACGCAGAUCACCGGUGAGGUUCUGGAAGUUGCCAAGGACAUGGAGACCAGGAGCUACAGGGAGCCCUUGGGAGUUGUUGCUGCUAUCUGCCCUUUCAACUUUCCCGCUAUGAUCCCCCUCUGGUGUAUUCCUAUUGCUACUAUCACCGGUAACACUAUGGUGAUGAAGCCCUCCGAGCGUGACCCUGGAGCGGCCAUGAUCCUCGCCGAGUUGGCCAGGGAAGCCGGCUUCCCUCCCGGUGUUAUUAACAUCAUCCACGGAUCUGCCAAGACCGUCGACUUCAUCCUGGAUGCCCCCGAAAUCAAGGCCAUCAGCUUUGUUGGCGGUAACCGUGCUGGAGAGUACAUCUACACUCGCGGGUCCGCCAAUGGUAAGCGUGUGCAGGCCAACCUUGGGGCCAAGAAUCACGCUGCCGUGCUUCCCGACGCAAACAAGAACCAGACCAUCAAUGCUAUUGUUGGAGCUGCUUUCGGCGCUGCAGGUCAGCGCUGCAUGGCUCUGAGCACACUGGUCACAGUUGGUGAAACCAAAGAGUGGCUGCCAGAGAUGGCAGAGCGUGCCAAGGCGCUGAAUGUCAAUGGAGGCUUCGAAGAGGGCGCUGACCUCGGCCCCGUCAUCAGUCCUGAGAGCAAGAAGCGUAUCGAGGAUCUGAUCGCUAGUGCAGAAGAGGAGGGCGCCACCAUCCUCCUAGAUGGAAGAGGUUACAAGCCUGAAAAGUACCCCAAUGGCAAUUUCAUUGGUCCCACCAUUAUCACCGGCGUCACCCCAGGGAUGAAGUGCUACAAGCAGGAGAUUUUCGGCCCCGUCCUUGUCUGCCUUGAAGUUGAGACCCUAGAUGACGCGAUCGAGCUCAUCAAUAAGAACGAAUAUGGCAACGGUGCCGCGAUCUUCACCCGCUCCGGCCCUACAGCCUCCAGAUUCCAGAAGGAUAUUGAAGCCGGCCAGGUUGGAAUCAACGUUCCCAUCCCCGUUCCUCUUCCUAUGUUCUCCUUCACUGGUAACAAGAAGAGUAUUGCCGGUGGUGGUGCCAACACUUUCUAUGGCAAGCCUGGUCUCCAGUUCUACACCCAGCAGAAGACAGUGACGAGCUUGUGGCGCGCUGAGGAUGCCGUCAGUACUAAGGCUCAUGUUGUGAUGCCUACACACUCAUAA